UUCUAAUCCUAUUAGAUGAACCAAAAUGAUGCAAAUUUGGGGUUGUUAUCAAACAAAUCCAAGUCUAAAUACAAAGAACCAAAAUAGAACAGUAAUGAUUUUGAAAUUCAGGAUUAUGGAGAUGAAUAAGAAUAUGUUUCUUUUGAUGAUGCUAGUAAGCUUGAUGAAUUAAUUCUUAGAGGUACAACAUGCCGAAGUUAUUCAACCAAAAUAAAUUGAAUAACCAAUUGCACCUCCUUAAAAUAACGUAUAAAGCAAGUCGGAGCUUUAAAAAAAUUAGAAUUAAUAAUAGGCUUAAUAACAGAACUAAUUCCCAGCUCAAUCAUAAAUUCAAUACCCUUAGUUUUAGUAACAACAACAAGUUCCAAUGAACUUAUACCCAGUAUUUCAAAUUUACAUAAUAUAGAAUUAGUGCAGUUAAUAUCAAUAUGCUCCAUAUCAAAAUUAAUAAUAUUCUUAGCCUUAGAACUAAAAUUAUAACCCUGUUUCUAAUGUGUUACAAUAAACAACGAUACCCAUUGACAGGAGUAUCAAUCAAAAAACGUAAUUAUUAUUUCAACAAAAAGAUAAACUUAUUCAACUUGCAUUCAUUGUAAAACUCCCUAGAUGAUAUAAGAUGAAAAAUAACCAUUUAUGUGCUUUAGAUGUUAACAAAUAAAUAGGCCUAAUUUUGGCUAUUUUCAAUGUGGCUCCUGUAAAAUUACAGUCAUGUACCAAUGCGGAUGUAUUAACAAAGAAUUUAAUUAGUAUCCAAUUUAAUCAGAUGCACAAAAUGCCAGACUAUGAAUUAUGUUUAACAACCUAAUCUUCCGAAUACAUUAUUACAAUAUCAACAAUAACAAUAAUAAUACCAGAAUUUGCCAUAAUAGCAACAACUAUAGCAAAUUAAUGUUUCAAAUUCUUAAUCAUUCUAAUCCUAAAAUUAAAGCACAAACCAAUAAAAUCUAUAUGAGUAUUCAUAAUACUAGCAGAUGAAUAAAGAAUCAAAAUCUGUUUGCAGAAACUAAGUUGAUCCAAUGUAUCAGGAAAAAUGA
Molecule: messenger RNA, 1034 nt
Organism: Paramecium octaurelia
Lineage: Eukaryota; Ciliophora; Oligohymenophorea; Peniculida; Parameciidae
Source: the annotation of a GenBank genome assembly